Hippoglossus stenolepis (Pacific halibut) is the source of this 3260-nucleotide messenger RNA. RefSeq names its product flap endonuclease GEN homolog 1 (gene gen1). NCBI's taxonomy places the organism in Eukaryota, Metazoa, Chordata, Actinopteri, Pleuronectiformes, Pleuronectidae. Gene Ontology annotation, molecular function: 5'-flap endonuclease activity; four-way junction DNA binding. Bases 368 to 3148 code for a protein of 926 amino acids. The record is from RefSeq and is a predicted model, not a curated record. The transcript has 13 exons.
AGCACCCGAGGGCGCGUUAAUAUGACGUAUAUAUUGAAUCUCGUUCCACUUUGUUAAAGUAGCAUCCUUCCUUACCCCUCGUUCUCCAAAGAACACAUUGUUUACGAGUUAAUCAGCACUGUUUUCUACUGUACAUACGUUUUAUUAAGUAAUUGUUUCAUAGCUGUUGUUUUAGUUUAUUUUUCAGUGCCAGUGUUACGGUUAUUACAACAACAAGGCGGCACAGCUCAACGAAGCGGGACGCGGCCCAGCGGCGCCACAGUUUGAAAUCUCCAGCUCGUUGUUCUCUGUUUUGUGUCGCGUUGAUGUCUCGUUCACACUCUUCUCUCCGGUAAAUCGGUUUAAAAGCCCUGAUCCCGGUGUCGUUAUGGGGGUUCACGGCCUGUGGUCCAUCGUGGAGCCGGUCCACGAGUCGGUGCCUCUGUACAGUUUGAGCGGAAAGACGCUGGCUGUGGAUCUGAGCCUGUGGGUGUGCGAGGCCCAGCACGUCCAGGCCAUGAUGGGGAGGGUCACCAAGCCCCACCUGAGGAACUUGUUCUUCCGGGUGUCCUCUCUCACGCUGAUGGGGGUGAAGCUCGUCUUCGUCAUGGAGGGAGAAGCCCCCAAACUCAAAGCAGAGACCAUGAGCAAGAGGACGGGUGCGAGAUUCGGGGGAUUCAAGAAGACCUCUGCCCCCAAGUCUGCAGCGAGCACCAGCAGGGGGCGCUUCAAUGCUGUGCUCAGAGAGUGUGCAGACAUGCUGGACUACCUGGGUGUGCCGUGGGUGACGGCUGCUGGGGAGGCCGAGGCCAUGUGUGCCUACCUGGACUCCCAGGGCCUGGUGGAUGGCUGCAUCACCAACGAUGGAGAUGCCUUCCUGUAUGGAGCCCGGACUGUCUACAGGAACUUCAACAUGAACAGCAGAGACCCUCAGGUGGACUGUUACCGGACCUCUCGUGUGCAAACAGAGCUGCAGCUGUCCAGAGAGGACCUGGUGGGUCUGGCCGUCCUCCUCGGAUGUGAUUAUAUUCCUAAGGGAAUACCAGGUGUUGGUAAAGAGCAAGCGCUUAAACUUAUCCAGACACUGAAAGAACAAACACUUCUGCAGAAAUUCAUCCAGUGGAAGGAGGAUAACACCGAUGUGUCUGAGCGAGUUGUAAAAAAAGUUCCUCACUGCCUCCUAUGUCGACAUCCUGGCUCAGCGAAAACACACGAGCGCGGCGGCUGCGUGCUUUGCGACAGUAAACGUUUUUGCCAACCUCAGGAUUUUGAUUACCAGUGUCCCUGUGACUGGCACCGCUACGAGCAGACCCGCCAGGCUUUUUCUCUGGAGGUUAAUAUCAGGAAGAAAACCCUGGCAAGUCAACAGUUCCCUUUCACAGAGAUCAUUUGUGAGUUUCUGGUUUCCAAAGAUAAGCCUGUGGCCCAUUUCAAGAGGAGACAGCCAAAUAUACUGUUGAUGCAGAAAUUUGCCUAUGACAAGAUGGAGUGGCCCAAGCACUACACCAGUGAAAAGGUUUUAGUCCUGAUCACCUACACAGAGUUGAUGAACAGGAAAUAUGGAAGAGGAAUGUCCUCCCAGAUCAAACCGCUCAGAAUAUGGAAACCAAGAGUGAGGAAUUCCAUCGCUUGCUUCGAAGUUAUCUGGAGCACACCAGAGCAUUACGUGUUUCCUGAGGAUCGGCCUGCAGAGGAUCAACAUGAGGUGAGGACAGUAGAGGAAGAGUCUCUCUUUCACGUGGCUUUCCCAGAGGUGGUGGAGAGCUACCUGAGAGACCAAGCUCUGGCUGAAGAAAACAAGACAAAGAAAAAGAAACCAAAGAGUAAAAAAGAGAAGCCAUCUGAUGUCUCUGACGGCAUCACAGACCUCUUGGCUCAGAUGUGCCUUCAGAGUUCUUCCACUCAACCACACAUGCUGCUUCCCAUCAUUUCAAACACAGAACAAACAGAAGUGGUGGAUCUGUGCACUCCAGUGAACCACACGCAGCAUAGAAAAGUAAGAGAAGACCAUAUCAGAGUGGGUGACUGCCCCAACACUCCUCUGUCUCAUCCAGAAUCAGAGGCUGCGGCUUCACCGUCUGUCUCUGCUGUUAUUGAUGCGCUACACCUGAGUGAUAUUGACUGGGAGGCUCCGUCCUUCACGUCCUCUCCACCUCCACAAGUGGCUAAAAACCACGCCACUGAGCCCCGGCUAAAUAAAUCCAUAGAGGAAACAGAGGUCAAAUGCACCAAGCAGGAAAACUCAAGUGAUGUCAGACAAGCAGAUUCAAGAUCUGCUCCGGAGCUGUGUUCCACAGAGUGUCCACUGAGGGACAGGGUGCUCAUGAGGAAUGCGGCCAAAGCUAUAAACCAGCAGAUACACGACGAUGCGGUCUCAAAACGACUAAAUCCUGAGUUAGCAUCUGUCGAAAACAUUGCUCCUCACAACACCAUCUCAAAACCAAACCGACAAAUCUCCAGUAAAGGUGGUGGUGACGGUAAAUUGACUGAAAAGGAAUGUGAGGUCAAAAACACAGACCCGCUCAGUAAUGGAAGUCAGUGUGCAAAGAAGAAAGCAGAAAAAGAAACUCGUGCUUUCAAUCUUGCAGCACAAGAUCAACGUAAAGUCAAGGACAAACGUAAUCAUUCCCAAAAGCCUCCCCAGAAAUAUAAAUUUGUCAGGUCGGCCCUUUCAUCAUCCUCUGCCCCACCACAGAGACUCCACUCUGACCCAGGUCCACGAGACAAAGACAGGGACGUGCCACGGACCACCAAGAAGAGUGUUUGUUUGAGCGUGUGUUCAUCCAGCGAGGACAGCGACACGGAGAACCGGCGGUUUGAACCUCGGGGCAAAUCUCAGAUGAAACCCAUAAACAAGAUGAAAGACGGUGACAUUAGAGGCAUCUCGUUGAAACCACUUUCUGGACCCAAAACGACCAAACAGACGGUGAAACCGGCUCAUUGCCAUCAGCUAGGACCAAAAUCUCAGAGACACAGUACAGAUGUCGAUAUAAACACAACACCUGUAUCAAUGAAAAGCAAAUGCCAGGAUGCGGCAUUGGCGACUGUGGAUGGCGAUGUGCUGCCUCUGAGUCCAGCUUCACCGGUCACCGUGUUGGACGAUUCAGUGAUUUGUAGUGACAGUCCACUGCCACUGGCCGAGAGGCUGAGACUGAAAUUCCUGAAGUGAGCAGCGUGGAUGCAGGACGAUGGACAAGGACACUUAAGUUGUGUUAAAUGUGAACAGUUUUUUUUAUGAUUUAAGAAAUUAUUUGAUAAAAUAAUAAAAUUCAUUCAAGGUC